Molecule: messenger RNA, 7379 nt
Organism: Haliotis rubra (blacklip abalone)
Lineage: Eukaryota; Metazoa; Mollusca; Gastropoda; Lepetellida; Haliotidae
Product: band 4.1-like protein 5
Exons: 19
Coding region: 144-2600 (818 amino acids)
Cellular component (GO): cytoskeleton
Source: RefSeq, a predicted model, not a curated record
UCGGAGAUGACAGUGAGGUUGAUUUGGAAAGGGUCCUGUGAAUCAUGCGGGUUUUAGGGAAAGCAAUUUUGUAAUUUGUAGCCAUGAAGUGAUGAAGCCUAAUUAAGGAGUUACCAGUGUGUGUUUGAGACUGACCUAGCAAUAUGUCGGCCUUUUUCCGUUUUCUGAGCAAGCGACGAAGCCGAAGGGGGCGCAAAAAUAGGACGGAUCUUGGUCACCCCGCCAAGAAAAAGAAUGUGUUGACUUGCACUGUGAUGCUGCUCGAUGGCACGGAUUUUACUGUCGAUAUAAAUAAAAAGGCCAACGGUGGUGAGCUGAUGGAGCAGAUCUUCUACUACCUGGACAUAAUAGAGAAGGACUACUUCGGGCUACAAUACACAGACGUCCACAACGUCAAUCACUGGCUGGAUCCCACCAAACAGAUCCGCAAGCAAGUCAAGAAUCCCUAUUGGCUGGAUACUGAUGUCGAUGCCAACGAGCCUGACCAAUCAGACACUUAUUCAGAGUCAUUUGGCCCUCCUUAUACAUUCCGAUUUCGAGUCAAGUUUUAUUCAUCUGAGCCAAAUAACCUCCGGGAAGAAUUAACAAGAUACCAGUUCUUCCUCCAGUUGAAGCAGGACAUUUUCCACAACCGUUUGCCUCUGGCUGAAGAAACCCUCAUUGAACUCUGUGCUUUAGCAUUACAAUCUGAGCUGGGAGACUAUGACCCCGAGGUCCACACUCCAGGGUACAUCUCCGAGUUCCGGUUCAUCCCCAACCAGUCCGAGGACAUGGAACUAGCCAUCCAUGAACAGUUCAAGAAGUGUGGUGGGAUGACGCCGGCCCUGGCAGAGCUGGCGUACCUGAACAAGGCCAAGUGGCUGGAGAUGUACGGAGUGGACAUGCACAUGGUCAUGGGUCGAGACGGCAACGAGUACAGCCUGGGCCUCACACCCACCGGAGUCCUAGUGUUUGAGGGCAAGCAGAAGAUUGGUCUCUUCUUCUGGCCAAAGAUGACGAAGCUGGACUUCAAGGGAAAGAAACUCACACUUGUGGCUGUUGAAGACGAUGAAACCGGUGCAAGUCAGGACCAUGUGUUCGUGUUCCGACUGGCCAGCGACAAGGCGUGCAAGCACCUGUGGAAGUGUGCAGUAGAACACCACGCCUUCUUCCGACUGAAAGGCCCUGUCAAGGAGGGCAAUGCCAGACAGAACUUCUUCCGGCUCGGGUCCAGGUUCAGAUACAGUGGUCGAACAGAAUACCAGACAGCCACCGUGAGUCGAGCUCGCCGCAGCGUUAGAUUCGAACGGAAGCCUAGUCACCGCUACUCUCGCCGGGCAACUUUCGAGCGAGCAGAACGAGAAGAGAAGAUGAAACUGGCUCAAGAGAGAGCAGACAGAAAGAAGGUGGCCCAACAGAGUCGGGAAGCUAUCCGAGCAGAGAAGAAAGAAACAACAAUAGACGAACCCAGAGUAACAACUGUGGUUGUGGCUCCAGGAGCUGCUGCUGCUGCUGCUGCACCAACUGUGACUGUUGAUGUCGCCGACGGCCCGACCAACACCUCAGCUCUCGAUAGAUUAGACACCUUAAUCAAAGGAACGGCGGCAGACACUUCAAUGAACUCUCUCAACAGGAAACCCAAAUCUCCACGACCAUCAACCAGUUCUACAGCUGCCAAUGAUGUUUCCAUACGAGAGGCAUCAGAGUUUGCGAUGGCGCGGAUGAAGGUGUUGGACGACACAGCGCCGGUGGUGCUCAAACCCAAGCCAGAUGUAAACACAUUCCAGAACAACCAGGUCAAGUUUGCAUCAACCAGCACGGCCACCAUUCCUCCCGACCAGAUGAAGUGCAACAUCUUCAAGGCGAGGCAUGAAGAAGACUUGAAGAAAGAUAAUGAAGUGGUUGCGUUGCCGCCAGGACCAGUGAAGGUUGUAUCUGAGGCGGAGGACGACGACGAUAAGGAGAGUGAUAAGAACAGUGAGAGUGAUGCCGAUGAAAAUGAGGACGUAAAUUCGGAGAGUGAGGAAGAGGAAAGUCCAUCGUUGAAUGCUUCUCUCAAUGCAUCCAGUGUGGCACCAGACGAUGUAGUGCACUUGGUCAAGCCGGUCAAGAUAGUGCCAGCUGCACCCACCAUCACCAUGCCUGUUGUGCAGAACGGCUACAGCAGUAUGGAGAGACGCAGUAAGCCGAGCACAUCAAGCACCUCCUCGCACACGUCACACACCUCACACAAUCGCACUCUCAGUCAGACAAGUGACACCACGGAGAAGAAUCGCAAACUAAGUCAGAAUAGUGACGUUUUCGUCAGCAUCAGUCCGAACAGUGUUAUUGGUGUUCCACAGCCUCCAGAGAAAGCCAAAGCUAAGCAGCCACCUCCAGUUCCUGCUAGACCCAAAGUUCCCCAAAAGGAAACAUCCUUUACCGGAACAAAAGCAGCAAACCGCAAGAAUCCCUCUUCUUCAAGUGCUAAGACAACAGUGAGUCACGUGGUUACAGUGAACAAACGAUCUGUGUCAGAGUCAAACGCUUCUCAUGCCAAUGGCAAUGACCUUUCACCCUGGCAGGUGGCUCCACCUGAGAAGAAAGUGGAAAGGAAGAUAACUCUAACUACAGAAUUGUGAAGUGCAAUGGAACACGUGAAUAAUAAUGAUUCAGACAAGAGACUUCCGAAGGAGAGUGUUUUAGAGAUGUGACUAUUUGGACAAAUUCUUCUUGGAAGAGACUUAAAUUUGCCAGAAUGAAUAUCUGUGGAUAUAUUGUGUGUAGAUCUACGAUGUAGGAUACAUAGAGAAGAGCAAUGCAGGAAACGUGUAGGGAAGAUAUUUCAAGAAGACAAUGGAUUUCAUGAUUUUAUGGCAUAUUUUAUCCUUCAUAAUUAUUGCUGUGUGUGGGACUAUGGCCUUCUGAUUACAUUUUCUAACCCACGACAGAAAUGGAUUUCUAAUCUCUUUAUAUUCGUCAUCAACUUUCGAAAAAUAUUGACCAUUACCGACAAUGCAUGUGAGUUUUCAAAUUGCAUAUUCAGCAAAUCUUUUUUAAAAACAAAAUAAUUGCAUGAAGAACAGAUCAUUUUGAAUCAUUCUCUUCUCAUAAUGUUUUCAAGUCAUGUGGAUAUUUGUUCAUGUUCUAUGGAUAUCUGUUCAAGUUAUGUGGAUAUUUGUUCCUGUUCUAUAGAAUGGCACGCAAGUCCCCACCAUUACAGCUACUGGAGCGAUGGAAACAAGUUUUUUCACUAGAAUGGAAUUUGGUUGCAAAAAGAUUUUGGAAGCAGGAAAGAUGCUUUGUGGGCAUCAAGAUGAUGCGUCUCAAGUUUUAAUGUUUUGCUCUUGAUAACAAGCAGGUUUCUCUGUCUUGAGGUGAGAUGAAUGUGUGUAUAAACGUGUAUGCUGGUUUAGGGCUGGUUGAUAAUACAGUGAUCCCCAAACCUGCAUACUUGAGACUGCUGUUGAAAUAUUGCUGCAGCAAAACCAGGAGGGUUGCCACAACUGAUUCCAUGUGAGUGCUUGCAUUUGGGGAACUUCAGGAGGGGCCAUAUUAAGAACUCUUUUUCCACAAUCUGACGUGGCAGUGUGGAAGUGGUUAAGAUGUAUUGGAAACAGCCACAUCCGCGCACCAUUUUCUGACUUCCAUGUGGCAUGUUAUUUUCAAAACAGUUUUAUACAGCACCUAAUAAAUUAUCCCUAUUGUUUUGUUUUUUAAAUGCAACAACAGGAAUGGGCUUACAUCUCCUCUGUGUACUGUUGACAUGGUCCCUCUGUUCAACAAGGUGGCCAUAAUAUGCUAUGUGUAUGUUAACUAGCUUACUGUUUAACGUGACUACGUAUUGCUUCUAGCUCAGCUGGUAGGGUGCUCUGUCUGGCAGUGCUUUCUGUAGUACAUGACCAUACGUGUUGCUUCUAGCCCUCGCCGUGUGAAGGUCGGUGGGUAGGUGACAUGUUUAACAAUGUAUCCACGUUGAGUCAGGUGCUCUAGACAACAGGUCAUUAGUUCUAGCGUAAGCACAAGAAUCAGCUAACUGAAAAAUCUUAAAUGGCUAUUUUUUGUUGGUAAAUUAAACUGAGUUCAAAUAAAGGAAUAUAGUCAAAUUUUACCUUGUUAUGGUUUGGGGGGAAUAUAAUUUAAAAAAAAUAUUUCUUUGUGACUGAGAAAUGCAGUCGUGGUAGUGUGUGGGUUUUUUAAAUAUUCAGUGCUCUAUAUUUUAAGCUUGUGUGCACUUGUGCUGCUUAUGACAAUAUUAUUAGGCUUAUCGUGAGGGUCGUUUCUUAACGUCAGUUUGGGAAUUUAGCAGGCUGCCCUGUUGUCAGUAUUGUUACGCAUUUACCGGUUUUGUAUAGUUUGUGGAUGUCAUCGUGCAUGUUAUUUAUAGUAACACUAACUAGCGGCGUGUAUUUCUGUCUACACAAUGUAAUUGAACAUAUAUUUGAACUUCUUGCCACUGUGUAAUCAGAUUUGUUCUAAUCAUAGUCUAUGCAUGUUUGCUAUUCCGAUGUUUGACAUAUCCCGAAGCAUGCCUUACUUCAUGAAGACAUAUCAGCACUAUUCCUCUUGUCCAGCUGCCCGAUUCCGUCGACUCAAUGUGGGCCUUAUGCUUAUUUUCAACUAAGAUGUUAUUCAACAGAAAGGUUCUUACAAAUAUUUUUUUGUAUUUUAUUUUAUCUACCUACAUACAGGAACUAUUCAGUGGAAGACACAUCGAGUGGACACACAGAGUGUUGAGUCAUGUUUGAAUUGUGGCGAUGGAUUCCACAGGCAUUACGGUUGAUGUAUUCACCAGAAUUGUGAGGAAACAUUAGCCAUCAGUGAAGACAGACCCUGGGGUCGUUGUUUAGAGAUGUAUAUACAUGUGCUUGCUUCAGCUGAGCAACUGUGUCAUGAUUGUUUAAUGGCAGACAAUACGUAAGAGGUUGGGAUAUUUGGUUGCAAAGACGAUCAACGUCUCAUGUAUAAAAAGUUGUCCAACCCCAGUUUGGGAAUUUGUCGUGUGAAGAUUUAGGUUACAAUUGGUCCCUAGCAACUAAAUUUGUCAUUAGAGGCAAAUUAAUCGUAGAUCGAUUCUCAUUGCAUCGGUCACUGGAUUGUCUGGUGUAGACAUGAAUGUUUACAGACCGUCGUCACGUAGCUGGAAUAUUGCUGAAUGUUGCAGACAAGCUAGUGAAUAACUUCAAUCUGUCUGUUGGGGGGAAGUUGCACAAACCAGGGUCUUCUGUACAUUGUGUAAGUAAGUUUUAAUUGUUACUUGUUGCCAUUUUUUUAACUUUAAUGUGAACAGAUAUUUUUUUUUAAGUAGCUGUCAUUGAAAGGGGUUGUGACUUCUUGGUGUUUACUUAUGAAUCUUGAUUGCGGUUUUCAUUACACUUCAACAAAAACAGGUUAACUACUGCUUCGACGUAGAUAGUAGAGGUAGGAAAAUUUACGUUGUUACAUGAUACACUAUGUUUGUUUAUAAGGCGAGGAGUUAUUUUCUGAUUUAGCUAGCUGUACACAAGUUACACCUUGACAUUCGCUGACAAUGGUGGACAUUCCUGGUUGUCAUCAUGGUUGUAACCCUGGUUGUUACGGGGGGGAGAAUUUGCUGUUUUAGCCAUACAGUCUAUACACUGGGUAGUGGCCGAUAUGUUAUGUGGCAUUCCAUCGUGAAAUAGUUCACUGAGUCAAGGUAGCUCGGUGGAGUUGGGGAGGGAAAUGUGAUAUUUUUAGAUGUUGUUGAAUGUAGGUAUUUACUAACACGUACAAAUGAGCAAGUAAUUUCUGGCAUUCAAAGAUGAAGGUCCUUUCUGACAAUUUUCACGCAAUAUUUUUUAUACUUAUAUUUUGAAUUCCUUCUACGCUUUCAGUAACACAGACUCAUAGUGUGCAUAUUACUGUGUUUUGAUGCUUUAGUACAUUUGUCAUUGUUGUCAUCUUCAUCUUCAUUCAACUUUUUCCUCAAAAAACUUUGUCCUGCAUACAUAUCUGUAUUCUAGUGUACUGUUGAAAUCGUAAAUUAUCUGUUUAUAAACUUUUCCAAUUGUGAUAUUUAUUUAUAAUUUUGACUCAAGCCAGAUUUUCUGUUUUCUUGUACGAAACUACAAAGAAAACUGACCAGCUCAUUGUCCAGCUCAAGGUCGUUCAGCAACCUUGCUCUUACUAAUGUGUAAAUUUACCAAAUAUCUGAUGCCUCUUCCCAUCCUUGUGUCUGUCAGUGUUCGGAGGUCCACUACAGUGUGGAUCUUACGUUGGUGCUGCCAAGGCUGGUAUUGAAAUGUAUCAAGUCUAACAAACUUGCUCACAUCACUUUGUGCAUGUGCAAGGAACAACGGAGUAUUUGUAUUUCACUUACAAGAGGAGGAUUUGUGUCAAAUGUCAUCUUCCCAGUCAGUGGAUGUAUUCUGUAGCCAUUCUGGAACAAAAGACAUCUCUCAAAAUCAUAUUUAUCAGAUCUAUACCGUUGACUAUAUUUCAUUAUGGGCAAUAUAUUUUUUGUUUUUAUCAAUGUGUGGUGCUGAUUUAGAGAACUGUGCCUUUCACUGUUUCCCAGCCACCAACAUGUCACAUCUGUAUCUCGGGGUAUGUUCACUGGAAUCUCAUUGGAUGAGAUUUUACUGGGUAACACACUUUGGACACUUUUCUCUUUUCUGGUAACUAUAAUUAAUAGCAAAGACAUUUUAUCCUUCACAAAGUUGUGUGUAUUUGACCAGUUAGAUUCCUGAAGAAUGUCAAAUGCAUCAUAUCAUAUUUCAGGUAAAAUAUUGGAUGCAAGCUGUAAUUGAGUUGAUGAAAAGAACAUAACAAUAUCAGCAUUGUGGCAUGUGUGAGGUCUAAAUCUUGUUAAUGAUUAAUACCUAUCAAUUUUAAUAUUUCAUUGCUCAUUAAAUGUUUUGAUGUCCUUCACCUUUAUAUCAUGUACGUUAAACUUCUACACUAAAUUAACAAAGAGGUGGACAACAUGUCUGUUGUGUACAUUGAUGUAGACAUGUUGUUGCCGCCACACCCAGCCUGGUUCCGUCAGUGUUGAUGUUCAGGCAGCACGCAUCACCAAGAGGAGACCUUCAAACAGCUUGUGUACUUUUCCUUUAAUUUAAAACCUUUUGCUGGACUUGAAGUAAAGACCAUUAUAUAUCACUGGAUGACGGGAUGGGAUAAAUCCAAUAUACCACGGUACAUCCUGUUGAGCACUGGAACAUGUAUUUAAAGAUUUCAGUUAAUCUAUGGUUUUUUGUGACCUGCUGUGUAUUGCUGGUCUCCUGUUGGGAUGAAUGCUGACCUUCCAGUCUCCCGCUCUGUCAACCUACUCUGUAUAUUGUGUCUGUACAUAACUAUGAUCCGUCUGUUGGUGACAGCCCUAGCACUGUCAUGGUAACAACUGGGGUUGACAGAGUUGUCUUCCCUUUAAGACAAUAAAGGUAUUUCAACAUGAUAAA